AUGGAUAUUAAAAACAAUGUUUCUAUCAAUCUUAUCAAACCCAUCCAUAACGAUACCGUUCAUAAAAUUUGCUCCGGACAGGUGGUUCUAAGUCUUGCAGUAGCCGUCAAAGAAUUAGUGGAAAAUUCUCUUGAUGCUGGUGCUACAAAUGUGGAUAUUCGAUUCAAAAAUUACGGUGUAGACCUUAUUGAAGUUUCAGAUAAUGGUACAGGUGUAACAGAAGAUAAUUUCACGGCAUUAACAUUAAAGUAUCAUACUUCUAAGUUAAGUGAAUAUUCAGAUUUACUUGGUGUAUCAAGUUUUGGCUUUAGAGGAGAAGCAUUAAGUUCAUUGUGUUCUUUAGCAAACCUGACCAUAACAACAAGACAUCAAAGAAGUGAAUUUGCUACAAAAAUAGAAUUUGACCAUAAAGGAAACAUAAUUAACAAGACACCUUGUUCUCGCCAGAUUGGAACUACAGUAACUUUAACAAAUCUCUUUUGCUCCCUUCCAGUAAGGCUAAAAGAAUUUCAUAAAAAUGCUAAAAGAGAAUUUAAUAAAAUGACAAACCUGCUAUAUGCAUAUUGUUUAAUAUGUAAAGGAGUUAAAAUAACAUGUAGUAAUCAAACAAGUUCUAAUAAUAAGUCCUUAGUUGUAGCAACACAAGGUUCAAGCUCGUAUAAAGAUAACAUUGCUUGUGUUUUUGGUAUUAAACAACUACAAAGUAUUCUUGAAAUAAAGACCGAGCUGGUAACUAAUAUAAAAGACAAUAUAUUUAGGGGUUUAUCAGGAGAAGUAAAAGAAAAUGAGGAAAGUGUGAAUAUAGAAGAUGUUGAAAUUGAUUUGUCUGAAGAUUCAAAUGAUGCUCAAAAUGAUGAAAUAAAAUGUUCACAAGAAAUAACUGGCACUCAGAAAACACAAGGAUAUAGAAAUAUACCUAAUCCUGUGGAACUUAUAGGAUAUAUAUCUUCAUGUGCUCAUGGCAGUGGGCGAUCUAGCACUGAUAGGCAGUUCUUUUAUGUAAAUUCAAGACCUUGUGAACCCACCAAAGUUAUAAAACUUGUGAAUGAAAUUUAUAGACAGUAUAAUGGAAAUCAAUAUCCUUUUGUUUUCCUUAAUAUUAAUAUAGAGAGGCUGAGUGUAGACGUUAAUGUUACUCCUGAUAAAAGGAAAGUAUUUCUGACAAAAGAAAAAGCCAUAUUAGAUGUAUUAAAAACUUCUUUGCUCAAACUAUUUGAAGAUAUACCUAGAACUUUAAAAGUAGAAGCUUCUAAUAUUCUUAGUCAGAAAAUUGAACCUGAAUUAAAGCAGCCUAGAGUUUUUCAGUCUUUCAUAAAACAAUUUAGCAAUCAAUCUGAUACAUCUUCAGUUAAUAAAGCUAACCAGAAUCCAGAAAAAUCAGAAUUAAAAAGAAAAUCUACUACUAAUUUAGAUAGUUACAUUUCAAUAAAAAAGAGCUUUGUUACUGACAUUACAGAAAAAGCAAUUGGAAAUGAAGAAAUUAAUGAAGAGUCAAAAUUAAGUGAUAACAUAAUAGAUGCAAAUAUCAGUAACAAUGACGAUACAAACGGUGAAAAUAUCCAUGAAAAUGAAAUUUCAAAAGAGCUUACAUAUAUAGAUUAUUUUAAUAAAGUACCACUAAUACACAUAGAAAAUCAUUCAGAUGAUAUAAUUGAGGAAUCUCACACUAUAUAUUGCAAAACUGAAGAACUUAUUAAAACACCCAAGUCAAAAGUACAAAAAGUAAUAACAGAUAAGGAAGACCUCGGCAAGUAUUCACGAAAAUCUGUUAAUUUAAAAACUUCUAUAGAACACGUGAAGGCAUUGACAGAAAUAUAUAAUAAAAAGAAUAGUAAAUCUAAUCCUGAUAGGAUAAAAUUUAAAGCAGCAAUAAAUCCUGUGUUCAAUAAGAAAUGUGAAGAAGAGUUGAGUAAAGAAAUAUCAAAGGAAUCUUUUAAGAAAAUGACUAUUGUAGGUCAAUUUAAUUUAGGUUUUAUAAUAACAAAGUUAGAGGAUGAUCUGUUCAUUAUUGAUCAACAUGCAACUGAUGAAAUUUAUAAUUUUGAAACAUUACAAAGAACAACAGAAUUGACCAGUCAGAAGCUGGUAAUUCCACAACAAUUGGAACUAACAGGUGUCAAUGAACAAAUUUUAUUGGACAAUUUGGGUAUUUUUAAAAAGAAUGGUUUUACAUUUAAAAUAGAUGAACAUGCUCCACCUACAAAGAGAGUUAAACUUCUAACAUUGCCGAUGUCAAAGAAUUGGAUAUUUGGAAAAGAAGACAUUGAAGAACUUUUAUUUAUGCUUAAAGAAAAUCAAUCGGAACACUGCAGACCAAGUCGAGUGAGAGCAAUGUUCGCAUCGAGAGCUUGCCGAAAGUCUGUCAUGAUAGGCACUGCCCUCGGCAAAGCUGACAUGCGGAAACUUGUUGAUCACAUGGCAGAUAUUGAUAAGCCUUGGAAUUGCCCCCACGGAAGGCCCACAAUACGCCAUCUUGUAAAUCUUGCAAUGGUACAAACUAAAGAUGACCAUAACAGUCUC
Brenthis ino (lesser marbled fritillary) is the source of this 2520-nucleotide messenger RNA. The record is from the annotation of a GenBank genome assembly. Lineage: Eukaryota; Metazoa; Arthropoda; Insecta; Lepidoptera; Nymphalidae.